This is a messenger RNA of Pyricularia grisea, 498 nucleotides long. RefSeq lists its product as uncharacterized. The transcript is spliced from 2 exons. NCBI's taxonomy places the organism in Eukaryota, Fungi, Ascomycota, Sordariomycetes, Magnaporthales, Pyriculariaceae. Bases 1 to 498 code for a protein of 165 amino acids. The record is from RefSeq and is a predicted model, not a curated record.
AUGCAUUUAUCCGCAUUCUCUCAACUCUUUGCCAUCCUCGCUCUCAGCGCUACGGUCCUGAGCGCCCCGCUGCCGGCGUCUUCGAUCAGCACGGCUGGUGGCCACCCCGGUGGUCCUCGCGCCGCCGCCGCCUGCCCGGCCCGAAAGCUCCAUACACGCGCAACACCGUCAGGUUCCGACUGGGGAUACGAAGCUGUGCAGAGCGGUGAAAAUCAACUUGAUGCCCGGCCACCAGCUUCCGAAGGUGAAACUCAAAGUCCGACAGGUGUGCGUCAAAAGGAUUUCAGGCAUGGUAGGCGACGCCCAGGGCAUGGCGGAUGGAGACAAAAGAAGGACAACAAUGAGAAUGACAAGCGCAUCAGGAAGAUGUUGGAGGGGAACAUAACGAAGCAGAGGAAAAAGGCGGAAGAGACUGAAAAAAUGCAAAGGCUGGAGUCUCAUAGAUUGAAAAAGUUCCACAAGGAAAUGGACAGAAUGAGCCCCGAUAACGACAUCUAA